Molecule: messenger RNA, 213 nt
Organism: Acaulospora colombiana
Lineage: Eukaryota; Fungi; Glomeromycota; Glomeromycetes; Diversisporales; Acaulosporaceae
Source: the annotation of a GenBank genome assembly
AGAGUGGUCCACGCAAGUCUGAAAGGUCUGGCGAGCAGAUCGGUAUCAGCGAACCAGCCUAGAACACCCCUGCCCCACCGGGCUAGCAAGAAGAUCGGCUACUCACGAAACAACGCAAAGGCCAUGCCGAGGUGGUACGAAUUUAACCAGAUGAAAAAGGCAGGGACCCCAUGGACUUUGCCGUUCCAAGACCUGACCAAGAAGAGUGUUUGA